AUGGCGACCUCAACAAUGACAUCUCAGCCGGUCCCUGACCCCCUAUCGGCACCAAAUAGCAACAACACAUCUCUCAACCUACCACACUCCAACUCCAUGCCGACCUCGACCUCGACUUCGACGCCGCCAAACAAGACCCUCAGCGUAUUAGAAGAAGUCGAAGCAGCCCAGGACCGACUCCGCUCCCGCCUCGCAGGAGCCUUAACCAGCCCACCACCGAACAUCCCGCACGACGCUCUCCCGUCGGUCCCAUUGAUCGACAUCGGCCCGUCGUUCGACGGCACUUUGGAGUCGCGGAAGAAAGUGGCCUCGCAGAUCCGCGACGCAUGCCUCACGACGGGGUUCUUCCAGAUCAGCAACCACGGCGUCACGCCCGGCGCCAUGGCGAGUGUGCUGAAACAGGCAGAACGCUUCUUCCACGACCUGGCCGAACCCAAGAGACAGGCUUUACAUAUCAAGCACUCGACGUUGUUUCGAGGAUAUGAGCCGCAUGACUCGACUUAUGUCAAUCCGGACGAUCAGAACAACAGUAACGACAACAACAACAACAACAGUAACAGCAGCAGCGACAACAGUAGCAGCAGCAGCAAUACUUAUGACACGGCCGAACAACAACAACAACAACAGGAAACCAAAGAAGGAUUCAACUGGGGCUACGAAGAAGCGCUGGACCCGACGGGCGGAGAUGGACGGUACGUCGAACUUGACGGGAGCAAGCCCGAUCCCGCGCGCGGCCAUGGGAACGUGUGGCCCGCCGAGGAGGAUCUGCCGGGGUUCAAGGCCGCCAUAGCCGAGUAUUAUGGGCAGGUAUUGCAACUGGCGCGCCAUCUUUUCCGGUUGUUCGCGCUGUCGCUGGGCCUGGAGGAGAGAUAUUUCGACGAAUUGAUGACUCACCCGGGCGGGAUUGCGAGGCUGUUGUAUUAUGCUGGACAACCUGUGAUUGAGGACGAAAAGACUGAUAGAGGGAUGAACGACGCGACGACCACAACGAACACGACGACUGUAACAGCAAAAAAAGAAGAACAAGAACACACCACAAAACUAGGUCUCGGCGCCCACACCGACUACGAAUGUUUCACGCUCCUGCUGUCGUCUGCGAACCCGGGCCUGGAGAUCUUGUUUCCUCCGUCGCCGGGCACGGCCGGGAACCCGAUCUGGCGGCCCUGUCCCGUGCGGCCGGGCACGUUGACUGUCAAUGUGGCGGAUUUCCUGAUGCGUUGGACGAACGGACUGUACAAGUCGACGAUCCAUCGCGUCGUGAGCAAACCCGGGGCCGGGGAACGGUAUUCGGUGCCCUUCUUCUUCAGUAUCAACUAUGAUGGCGAGGUCGCGCCGCUGCCGGAGUGGUGUGUGGGGGAGAGUCAUUUCAGGCCGCUGAAGGCCGGCGAGUAUGUUCUGGAGCGAUUGAGGGCCACGCAGAUAUUGGAGGAUCAAGAAAAGGAAGAACAGAACAGAACGAAGUGA
Molecule: messenger RNA, 1464 nt
Organism: Capronia coronata CBS 617.96
Lineage: Eukaryota; Fungi; Ascomycota; Eurotiomycetes; Chaetothyriales; Herpotrichiellaceae
Exons: 1
Coding region: 1-1464 (487 amino acids)
Molecular function (GO): dioxygenase activity
Source: RefSeq, a predicted model, not a curated record